Messenger RNA from Lolium rigidum, 1727 nucleotides. RefSeq names its product protein NSP-INTERACTING KINASE 3-like. Gene Ontology annotation, molecular function: protein kinase activity; ATP binding; protein binding. NCBI's taxonomy places the organism in Eukaryota, Viridiplantae, Streptophyta, Magnoliopsida, Poales, Poaceae. The record is from RefSeq and is a predicted model, not a curated record. The transcript has 10 exons. The coding region runs from base 84 to 1727 and encodes 547 amino acids. Gene Ontology annotation, biological process: protein phosphorylation.
UCGUCACCUCCGGCGGUGAUCCGUGCGGCUGGAAGGGGGUCACCUGCUCCGAUGGCCUUAUUCACACACUAGAACUGGAGAACAUGAACCUGUCCGGCAGACUGUCGCCGGCCAUCGGGAAACUGCUGCAGUUGCGGAAUUUGUUCUUGGACCAUAAUUCUAUUUCAGGCCCUAUUCCUGACACCAUAGGAGGGCUGCCGCUGCUACAAAGGCUUGACCUUUCAGGCAAUCAGUUCAACGGCACCAUACCCCGCACACUGGGUGAUCUCAGGGACCUCUAUUUUGUGAAACUGAGCCACAACAAUUUAUCUGGAUUCAUCCCUGAUUCACUAAUCGCUUCUGACAACCUCUUCAUCCUGGAUCUGUCAUCCAACAACCUGAGCGGCACGGUGCAGGAAUUUGGAAUAAAGAAUGUACUCCUCGAGGGAAAUCCGUUGCUGCGCUAUCCCAGUUGCGGAACAAGAUGCGACUCCAUACGUGCGCAGGAAGAGGUCACAGUCCCUGUGCAAAACCCGCAAACUCACUCACAAAGAUAUGCAACAAGCACCAAGACGGUGCUACUGUGGAUGUCAACUGCUUUUGUGGUAGUUGUCUUCUUGGCCGUUGUCACCGCGGCUACCCGGCAGUGGCGUAGGCGUCACCAGAUCUUUGCUGAUAUAGAUGACAAAAAGGAAUCCGAAGUAUGCCUUGGUCAUGUGAAGAGGUACACGCUCAAAGAUAUAAAAGAGGCUACCAACAACUUCAACCCAAAUAACAUCUUGGGGCAGGGAGGAUUUGGGAUAGUAUACAAGGGUAUCUUGCAUGAUGGCACCAUUGGUGCUGUGAAAAGGUUGAAGGACUUUGUUUCUGCUGGUGAAAAUCAAUUCCACACAGAAGUUGAAGUCAUAAGCUUGGUUGUUCACCGCAAUCUCCUCAAUCUAAUUGGGUUCUGCUCUGAAGAUAAUGAGAGGAUCCUUGUGUACCCUUACAUGCUAAAUGGAACUGUUUCUUCUAAAUUACAAGCAUAUGUUAGUGGAAGACCUGCCUUAGACUGGCCAAGGAGAAAGAAGAUUGCGCUGGGCGCUGCACGAGGGCUCGCCUAUUUGCAUGAGCACUGUGAUCCAAAAAUAAUCCAUCGUGACAUAAAAGCUUCCAAUAUUCUUCUUGAUGAAUUUCUUGAAGCAAUAGUCGCUGAUUUUGGGUUGGCAAAGCUCUUGGGUGAAGGGGAGAGCCGUGUUUACAGCGUGAUCCGCGGGACAUUUGGGCGUAUUGCUCCGGAGUAUCUGAUGAAAGGAGAAUCAUCAGAGAAGACUGAUGUUUUCGCAUAUGGACUCCUAUUGAUCGAGCUAAUCACUGGUCGAAAAACAUUGGAAGUCCACGACGAGGAGCAUCCGAAUGGAGGAGUUGCUGACUGGGCAAGGAAGCUUCUUGAAGAGGAUCAGCUAAGCUCGUUCGUGGACAAGAGGCUACGGAACAACUACAACAAUGCCGAGCUGAAGGAGAUGGUUCAGAUAGCCCUGCUCUGCACAAUGUUCAGCCCAACUCAUCGCCCAAGGAUGUCUGAAAUCAUUAGGAUGCUGGAAGGAUAUGGAUCCGUUGCAGAGAUAUGGGAGGGCUUGAAGAAUGUCCCGGUACCGAUACCGAUGCCUGGAACCCGGAACUUUGCGCCGUCUCCUGCAAAUUAUAGUGGAGAAGAUGAGUAUAGCUCAGUGGAGUUGGAAGCAGUUGAGCUCUCAGGGCCAAGGUGA